Messenger RNA from Cryphonectria parasitica EP155, 1560 nucleotides. RefSeq lists its product as uncharacterized. NCBI's taxonomy places the organism in Eukaryota, Fungi, Ascomycota, Sordariomycetes, Diaporthales, Cryphonectriaceae. The record is from RefSeq and is a predicted model, not a curated record. Gene Ontology annotation, molecular function: oxidoreductase activity, acting on the CH-OH group of donors, oxygen as acceptor; FAD binding. Bases 1 to 1494 code for a protein of 497 amino acids. The transcript has 7 exons.
AUGAAGUGUCUUAGCCGUGCCGCCUACUACUCCUUCGACGGCGUAGGCUUUCCGACAUGCUACAAUGUCACGGUGGUUCAUAAUGCUACAAGUGUGGAUGAGGUGGCCUCCAUCGUCCAGGCAGCAGCGGCGAAUGGUACCAACAUCCGCGCCACUGGUAAGGGCCACAUGUGGUAUGAUACGAUGUGUGCCGACGUGCCUACCGAGAUCAUCCGGACAGAGCUCGUAAACAACAUCACGGACUUCAACCUGACCGACGGUGCCGAGUCUGGCACGGUGGUUGUGGAGGGUGGCGUGACCUUCUUCCAGCUCGCAGACUACCUUCACGAGAGAGGUGCCAACAUCGGCACCGGCCUCGUCAACUGGAACAUUAGUCUCGGCGGCAGCGUGGCGAUGGGUGCUCACCGGACCUCGCUGGGUUCGGACGCCGUGGUAGUGGGUGGCGUGCUUGAGAUGGACAUCAUUGACGGCUCGGGGAACAUUCGCACCGUGGUCAAAGAUGAGAGCAGCGAUGAGUGGCUUGCCGCAUCAACCUCUCUUGGGCUGUUGGGUAUCAUCGCGAGGCUGAAGAUGAAGAUCUACCCCGAGACCGUACUAUAUGCGAAUCAGGUGACGCUUGAGGAAGAUGACGUCUUAAACGGCGAUAUUUAUGGCAUGAUCUCUCCGUACAUAACCGCCAACUUUUGGUGGUGGCCCUUCAAACGCAAGUUCCACUACCGCACCUACGGCGAAGUGGCCGAGGGCACGGUCAACCAGCUGGGCGUGCAAUCGACCUUCUCCAUCACGCACGCCGAAGCCGACACGGCGCUGGCCCUCCUCGACUCUGGGAAGUACCUCGAGACAUCCAACUGGGUGGCCGAGGACAUCUUCUUCGACAUCUGGUCUAGCCCAAACUUCCACACCUCCGAUACUGACGAGACGCUCACCGAAUGGCCCGUCACGGGAUACAACUACGACGUGCUGAUUGGCGGGCUGUGGCCGGGUCAGCAGACGGAAUGGGAGGACGACUUGCACGGGUACACCAUGGAGCUGGCGUUCCCCGUCACCAUGGCCAACGACAUGCUGAAGAGGGUACGCGAGCUGUUUGACGCGCAGUACACCGAACACCUGAUCAACAUGACCUCGACGUACAGGAGCGGCAUCAAUAUCAAAUUCGGACGUCCCAACUACGACUUUCUGGGCCAAGUCACCUACAAUACCUCCGACGGCGCGGACUGGAGCAAUGGCACAAUCAUGUUCGACUUCCCCACCUUCUGGCCCACCGUAGGGGAUCACUUGCGGUUCAACGAGCCCUUCUACGCCAACCUGUCAACGACUCUUAUCAAUGAGUUUCCAUGCAGGCCUCACUGGACCAAGAAUACCCGAGACAUCUUUACCCAGGCCUUGAAGAACAUAGAUCAAGACAACAUUGCUCGGUUCAAGGCGGUUAGGGAAGACUUCGAUCCCAACGGGAUCUACAGGAGCGUCGUCGGGGAGAUCAUCGGGGUGUAUUAAAUCGACACGCUUGCAAGCUAUGCUUCUAAUUAUAUACAACACUUGAAGUAAAUCAAUUGGCUAGCU